AACCAUUCUACUCCAUCACUCUACCCCGUCACUUACUUCAAGAUGGAAGACGAUGAAGAUAACAAGAUAAUUAUUAAGGACAUACAGUUUGGCUUCCGACGUUUUCGAGCACCUGCAAAACGAAUCUACGGGAAUCGGAAUAUCUUUCUCUUGGAUGUCCCGCCGAAUCCAAUUGCUAGCUGGUUAUCAUUUUGGAUGCCGCAGCUCGUCCGCUCUUGGCUACAGCGAUUGCUGCCAGAGUGGUUCUUACCGACAAGUGUUAUUCUAAAGGAGCGAAACCCGACCAAGGCUGAUAGUUACGAAAACGAAAUUGCUACAUACCUGCAUCUUCGAUCCCUCCAGGGCACCCACAUCCCGCGUUUGUUUGGUGAAGUAGCCGUCAGCGACCCCCACGCGCAGAGAUACCAGAUCAGCAAGCGACCCAUUCCUGCUAUCCUCCUGGAAAACAUCGAAGGAGUGUCGUUACACAAUCUUCCAAUUAAAGAGCUAAGGAAUCUUCCCCUUGUCGAGGAACUCCAGAAUAUAUAUGCACUGCUUACGAAGGGGGGGGUUGUUCACGGGGAUCCAAGGCUCCACAACUUUCUACGUGUUAAUAAGAGGAUCGUUGCUAUCGACUUUGAGUUUUCCCGGCCCCUUUCUAGCAAAAUAACGAAUGAGGAUGAAUUGGAGACCUUAAAGAUCGAGAUUGAGAAACGGAAAAGGCAGGCACAGGGGGCAGAAUUGGAACAUCCCGUUCAGGGGCCUGUCAUUUUGAAUAGUUUACGGGUGCGGGAAUCUUCCGGCACGACGACCCAUGACAAGCAGAGGGGUGACGAAAGACCUCUCUACCCCUGGGGCUCAGCUACCUAA
Molecule: messenger RNA, 849 nt
Organism: Podospora bellae-mahoneyi
Lineage: Eukaryota; Fungi; Ascomycota; Sordariomycetes; Sordariales; Podosporaceae
Exons: 2
Coding region: 43-849 (268 amino acids)
Source: RefSeq, a predicted model, not a curated record